AAGUGCUCGUAAUGAAUUAUGAUUGUGGUAUUGUCGAGAAGAUCUUUUUUGUACGUCUAUUUAAUAUUAUUCUCUUGUCUUGUCUGCUACACUUCACAACCCACUGACUCAACUGGGGACGAAGCAUUGUUGCCUUGGGUUGAGGUUAUGACUGAGAAGUUAAGAAAGGUAAAAGUGAGACGAAUCUAUAUCUGCCUAAGUUUACCAAACCAUAUUAAAGGAAAGGCAGUACACCCACGCUGAUCUUCGUUGAAACCAAACCAAACCGGCCGUCGUCAGUCAGAAGCUAUAGUUAUGCGAUCACUCAUGAAUCUUUUCCUUUUUGGUUGACUUGUAAGAUCAGUUUAGUUUAGUUUGGUUUUGAAGGUUUGAGUGAAGUGAAGUAGUUGAGUUCUAAGCGUAGUUCUUUUACCAAGAUUCGUCAUUGUUCCAUUUUCGCAUUAAAAAACUACAGCUGACCAAGUCGCAUCUGUAUUUCUAUGAAAACCUUGUUCGAUUAUUUUCAAUUUUAGCCAUAUAUUUUUAAGUGAAAACAUGCAAAUUCUGUAGUGAAUUACGCCACAGAAGUGGUCUGGGUUGAACCAGUUUGAUUUAUCAGCACUUUGCACAAGAGAUUUACUAAUAUGUCGGGAAGACUGCCGGUUUCGAAUGGGGGAAAUGCCCAGUCUCAGAAUGGAGGUGCGAAAAUAUCCAGAAUGCAGGCUAUGCAGGCACAGUUUCAACAGAAGCAGAUGGCCGAGAAAGAAACCAAACUCUUAGCCAUGCUGGAUAACCAACAACAGAGACUCAUUCAACAUACCAACGGUGUACUCAAUAAAUAUAACAAUAAUCAGCAAAACGUCAACCCACCACCGUUGCCUCCGGGAAAGGUUCGGCAAAUGUUCGAAGAGCGGCGUAAAGGGGGGUUUUCAGCCAGUAGUGUCACAACGCCAAAGGGUAUUGACAAGUCCAAUCCACUCGACCCCAUCGUUGCUCCACCUCCAAAGACCAAGCCAUCCGCAACCCUUAGCAAUAAACCGGCGGCAAUGGCGACUAACCCAAUGAGAAAACUUGCUCCAAGUCCGAUGCCUGUCGUGCUUCCGUCGACCAUCAGUCGACCAUCAAACCUCGGCUCGAGCAAGAAGCCCACGCCACCCCCACCAGCUACCAGUGCCACACAUUCUUCUUCGCCCUCACCCAAGCAACUCACGCCCACGACAAGUCUCCCCCCGAGCAGGGGAAGUGGGGGUUUGUUGCCACUCGGUUCAUCAAGGUCUUCUUCCGGCUCGAGUACGUCGACGACUCGUAGCAGCCCAACUUCGGGGUACCCCCCAGUCUCCAAUACCACCAAAUACUCAGACUAUGCCAGCGAGUUGGAUCGACGAGAGGCUAGCUUGAGUAACAAGUUGAGAGGAAUUGAGAUUUCUGCUGGCGAAAAGAAAGUGACCACGACUAAAAAUACUUCCAACAGUGUGAGGACAACACCCUCUCCAGCGCCGGUUGUUGGUAGACCAUCGCCCAAGCCUAAAAGUUCCCCAGCCCCACGCCCAAAAGGUUCUCCACCCCCAGGAAUGAAUGAGUGCAAAGUCUGCGGAAGAUUUUUUGCUCCAGAUCGAAUUGCAAAACAUGAAUCGAUUUGCAAAAAAGUUACAACAAGAAAGAGAAAAGUUUUUGACCCGACCAAGAUGCGAAUGCAAGGCACUGAAGCUGAACCUUACAUUCGGAUUGUUUCCGCCAAACCGAAAAUUGCUCCAAAAGCGGCUGCGGCGCAGGGUAAGAAGAAGGUUGACUGGAGAAAGAAGCACGAGGACUUUAUUGCCACGAUUCGAGCUGCCAAAGAGUACCAAGCACACGUUUCAAAGGGGGGCAAUCCUAAUGACCUCCCACCACCUCCACCAUCAGACACCUCUGAUUACAUUAAGUGUCCUCACUGUGCCCGCUCCUUUUCUGAGGCUGCUGCUGAACGACACAUUCCCAAAUGCAAGAAUAUCAAGUCCAACAAGCGUUAGAUGGAAACAUUACGUCAUAAAUAUUUAGUAUUUUGUGACCUGAUUUCACACAAUGCCCAAAAUCGACUGACUGCUAAUGAUAACUAAUCAAUAAUUUCGUAACCUUGGCUCAAUUGUGAUGGGUACCGGACGGAAGUGAAGACGGUAAAUCUGGAUAAAAGUUAUCCAGUGUCAUGUUGUAUGUAGUAUACAGUUAAUUCAUUACCCAAUAUCGUAAUAAUGAACGAUCGUGUUGUAGAAUUUUUGUAAUACUAACCAGGGAGACACAAUUCCGAAUGAAAUGGGACAACCUAGAUGAUUAAGUACUAACGGUUUUUUACGAGUAUGUGCAUAAAUAUGUAUGUCGUAACCUUAUGCGACUCAUUUUGACCAUGCUUCUCUGAUGGCCUAUAAGUGUCACUUUCUUUUUAUGGGUAUACAUAUGUGUCUGUGUAGAACUUCAAUUAUGUACAUAAAAAUAUAACAAGGAUACCGAUGACUAACCAAACAACACCUUACCUGAAAUAUGUUAAUUAUAUCAAAAACCUUUCAUAAUACUUUAUAUACCUCUGGAUGACCUUUUUAUCAUGAUGAGAAUUAUUGACUCUAGUAAUUUAUAAAUUUGAAUGGAUACCAUUAAUUUGCAAAGUACAUGCGAUUCCUGCUCCUCAUUUCUCGGUACAAAGAUUUGCAAAUUUCCGUCAAUGAAUUUCUGUUGCCUGUUGAAGGCAUUGCGUCCCGAUAUUCUGAAAACCUUCAUCGCCACAAUUUGUAUUUCUAUCUGUACAAGAGAAAGUUUGUUCGGUCUCGUACAUAUGUACUUUCAGUAAAUAAAUUUCAUACGGAGACAUGAAAAGUCGUCCUGUGAAGUUACAUGUUAUGUACGAUAAGUGGAAAGGAAUCAAGUAAAGCAAUAAUUUCACAAGAA
This is a messenger RNA of Folsomia candida, 2895 nucleotides long. RefSeq names its product serine/arginine repetitive matrix protein 1. The transcript is spliced from 5 exons. Lineage: Eukaryota; Metazoa; Arthropoda; Collembola; Entomobryomorpha; Isotomidae. The coding region runs from base 624 to 1988 and encodes 454 amino acids. The record is from RefSeq and is a predicted model, not a curated record.